CUGAGUCCUAAUUCUAAACUGGUCUAGAUUCGCUUUAUUCUUCUUCAAAACAGGCAAGGUAAAACCAGGCUCUCCAGAUGGUACGUUCCCUACGAGAGUGACAAUCAAAAGAGGAAAAUUGAAAAGGAAGUUCACAGAAUGAUUGUGAGCAGAGACAAGAAGCAGACCAAUUUCUUAGAAUUUAGAAACCACAAAAUUGUAUACAGAAGAUAUGCCUCCCUCUACUUCACACUUUGUAUUGACGAGAUGGACAGUGAGCUUGCGAUGCUGGAAUUCAUCCAUCUCUUCGUUGAGGUUUUGGAUCAGUAUUUUGGAAAUGUGUGCGAACUUGAUCUCGUUUUCAACUUCUACAAGGUGUAUCAAAUUCUUGAUGAGAUGAUCAUUGGAGGAGAGUGCAUGGAAACUUCGAAAAGGGUCAUAUUGGAAGCACUCAGAAAUGCAGAUUAUUACUAGUCAGAACACUUUUCAAUGUUUGUA
Moneuplotes crassus is the source of this 477-nucleotide messenger RNA. Lineage: Eukaryota; Ciliophora; Spirotrichea; Euplotida; Euplotidae. The record is from the annotation of a GenBank genome assembly.